AAUGCUUAGGUUACAACGGCACGUCACAAGAUUGGGAUUCAACAGAUAUAACCAAUCGAGGAGACCCUUAUCAAAUGUAGCGGACUACAAGAAAGUCAACAAACUAUUGGUAGCUAAUAGAGGGGAAAUAGCUAUUAGAGUUUUCAGAGCAUGCACGGAAAUGGAUAUAAGAACUGUGGCCAUAUAUUCAGAACAAGAUAUGCAACAUAUGCAUAGGCUAAAGGCUGAUGAAUCGUAUCUUAUCGGAAAAGGGCUACCGCCCGUUCAGGCCUAUUUAAAUAUACCAGAAAUUAUACAAACUGCCCUAGAGAAUGAUGUUGAUGCUAUACAUCCAGGUUAUGGCUUUCUAUCGGAAAGGCAUGAUUUCGCCCAAGCUUGUCUUGAUGCUGGUAUUACAUUUAUUGGUCCAAAACCAGACUCUAUGAGAAGAAUGGGUGAUAAAGUUGUAGCCAGAGAAACAGCUAUUCAAGCUGGUGUACAGGUUGUUCCUGGCACACCUGGCCCGGUUAGAAGUGCGGAGGAGGCAUAUGAAUUUUGUAAGGAAGUUGGCAUGCCAGUUAUUUUUAAGGCAGCUUAUGGAGGAGGUGGUAGAGGAAUGAGAAAAGUAUCCACAUUGGAUGAGGUAAAAGAAGCUUUCGAAAGAGCUUCUUCAGAAGCUUUAUCAGCCUUUGGUAAUGGAGACUUAUUCUUGGAAAAAUUCAUUGAAAGACCAAGGCAUAUUGAAGUACAGGUUUUGGGAGAUAAGUACGGAGAUGUUGUCCAUCUCUACGAAAGAGAUUGUUCAGUUCAGAGAAGACAUCAAAAGGUGGUAGAGAUUGCCCCAGCACCAGAAUUAGAUCCUAUUCUUAGGGAAAAGAUGCUGAGCGACGCCGUUAAACUUUGUAAACAUGUUGGCUAUGAAAAUGCUGGUACUGUAGAAUUCUUGUUGGACGAACGUGGAAACUAUUAUUUCAUUGAAGUUAAUGCUAGAUUACAAGUAGAACAUACGGUUACUGAGGAAGUUACAGGAAGAGAUCUUGUAUACUCUCAAAUAAGAUUGGCGGAAGGAAGAUCCUUAAAAGAUUUAAAUUUGACUCCUGAACAAAUCCAAGUUAAUGGCUGUGCCAUACAAUGUCGUAUGACAACAGAAGAUCCGGCAAGAAGUUUUCAACCAGAUACAGGACGAAUUGAAGUAUUUAGAAGUGGCGAAGGUAUGGGUAUAAGAUUGGAUAGUGCAAGUGCUUUUGCUGGAGCAAUUAUAUCACCCUAUUAUGAUUCUUUAUUGGUUAAAGUUAUCGCACACGCAAGAGAUCACGAGCAUGCUUGUGCUAAAAUGGAAAGAGUUUUAAGAGAAUUCCGUAUUAGAGGAGUGAAAACAAACGUACCCUUCCUUUUAAACGUCUUAAGACACAAGAAAUUCUUAUCUGGUGUUGUAGACACUUACUUUAUCGAUGAAAAUCCCCAACUCUUCCAGUUUACACCAUCACAAAACAGAGCUCAAAAACUUCUGAAGUAUAUGGGUGAAGUAAUGGUGAAUGGUCCCAUGACACCUCUAGCAACUGAUAUACCUCCAUCUAAAAUUCAACCUACUUUACCUCAUCUACCUUUCAAUAGCAACAGACCUAGGGGAUGGAAAGACGUUUUGAAUGAAAAAGGGCCAGAGGGCUUUGCUAAAGAAAUCCGUAAAAAUAAGGGUCUCUUAUUAACUGAUACUACAUUCAGAGAUGCCCAUCAAUCACUUCUAGCCACAAGAGUCAGAACUUAUGAUUUAAAGAAAAUUGCUCCUUUCGUCUCACAUAAUAUGGCUGGCCUAUUCAGUUUGGAAAACUGGGGUGGAGCAACAUUCGAUGUAGCUUACAGAUUUUUACACGAGGAUCCAUGGGAACGUUUGGAAACUUUAAGGAAAUUAAUACCCAACAUUCCAUUUCAAAUGUUGUUUAGGGGAGCCAAUGCUGUUGGUUAUACCAACUAUCCCGAUAAUGUCCUUACUAAAUUCUGUGAAUUAGCUGUUAAAAGUGGAAUGGAUAUUUUUAGGGUUUUCGACUCUUUGAACUACUUGCCAAAUUUAGUUGUUGGUAUGGAUGUCGUUGGAAAGGCUGGAGGUGUUGUAGAAGCGGCCAUAUCAUACACAGGAGAUGUCUCCAAUCCUGAAAAGAAAAAAUAUGAUUUAAAAUACUACACUGACUUAGUUGAUGAACUCGUUAAAGCCGGACUUCAUAUCCUUUGCAUCAAAGAUAUGGCAGGAUUACUGAGACCACAAGCUGCUAGUAUGCUAAUCGACGCUAUCAGACAAAAACAUCCAGAUAUUCCAAUACACGUUCACACUCAUGACACUUCUGGAGCUGGAGUUGCUGCCAUGCUCUCAGCCGCAAAGGCCGGAGCUGAUAUCGUUGAUUCGGCAGUCGACUCAAUGUCUGGUAUGACAUCUCAACCUUCAAUGGGCGCUCUAGUUGCCUCUAUUGAGAGAACUCCUCUAGAAACCUCUGUAGACCCCAAAGAUAUAAACCAAUAUUCCACCUACUGGGAGCAAACUAGACAAUUAUACGGACCCUUUGAAUGUACUGUUUCGAUGAAGAGCGGAAAUUCUGAUAUAUAUGAAAAUGAAAUUCCUGGUGGUCAAUAUACCAACUUGCAGUUCCAAGCUUACACUUUAGGCUUACUAGAUCAAUUUGAAGAAGUUAAGAAAAUGUACAAAGAAGCUAAUUUACUAAUGGGAGAUAUUGUUAAAGUAACGCCAUCAAGUAAAAUCGUUGGAGAUUUGGCCCAAUUUAUGGUCCAAAACAAAUUAUCUCCCAAGGAUGUUUUGGACAAGGCUGAUGAAUUGAGCUUCCCACAAAGUGUUAUUGAAUAUAUGAGUGGAAUGAUUGGUAUUCCACCAGGUGGAUUCCCAGAACCUCUAAGAAGCAAGAUCUUAAAGGGAAAACCAAAAUCUGAUGGUAGAACAGGAGAUAAACUCGAACCAGUUGAUUUCGAAAAAUUACAGAAAGAGCUGGAAGAAAAGCACGACAGACCUAUGUCAGAGAAAGAUGUUGUCAGCUCCGCUCUCUAUCCUAAAGUAUUCGAUGAUUACGUUGAAUUUAAUUCUAAGUACGGACCUGUUGAUAAGCUUGAUACCAGAAUGUUCCUCACAGGACCCGAUAUAGCUCAAGAACUUGAUAUCGAAAUCGAAAAAGGUAAAACUCUACACUUGAAGACAUUGGCUACCAGUGAUUUAAGGGAUAACGGACAAAGAGAGGUCUUUUUCGAGUUAAACGGUCAGUUGAGAACAGUAUACGUAAAGGAUAAGGAAGCCAUGAAGGAGAUUCAUGAACAUCCAAAAGCUUCAAAGGGUCAGAAAGGUUCUAUUGGAGCUCCUAUGCCUGGCGAAGUAAUAGAUAUUAGAGUGGAUGUGGGAGACACCGUUGAAAAGGGUCAACCCUUAGUAGUUCUCUCUGCCAUGAAAAUGGAAAUGGUCGUGAACGCUCCAAUUGGAGGAAAAGUGAAAUCAGUUGCAGCUCAAAAGGGUCUGAAACUUUUGGGUGAGGAUCUGUUGGUUGAAAUUGAAGAAUAA
Messenger RNA from Dimorphilus gyrociliatus, 3529 nucleotides. Lineage: Eukaryota; Metazoa; Annelida; Polychaeta; Dinophilidae. The record is from the annotation of a GenBank genome assembly.